Paramuricea clavata is the source of this 3841-nucleotide messenger RNA. NCBI's taxonomy places the organism in Eukaryota, Metazoa, Cnidaria, Anthozoa, Malacalcyonacea, Plexauridae. The record is from the annotation of a GenBank genome assembly.
GUUCAAUCUUGUGACGUUUUCAAAUGAACCGACAUUAUGGCGUCCAAGUGUUGUCGCUCCGUCUGAAGAAAACUGCGAGGAUGCUGUAGAGUGGAUUAAAACAUUUCAAGCUUAUGGUGGGGCCUGCACUGUCGAAGCUUUGCAGGUAGGUCUAAUAGCAAGGCUUUACAGUCAGGGUUAUCAGCCCUCUAUAAGGUUUAUUAUAUGGACAUUAGACAACUACCGGGUAUAAGUCUGCAAUUUGGGGUAGUUCCUCGGGUAGAGGAGAAGUGAUCACGUGAUCGGCUAGUUGUGUUGUUUGUGGCGUCAGAUAUAACCAAAUCCCUAUCUCUAAGCCUAAUCCUUACCCUAACCCUCACCCUAACCCUAACCCUUACCCUAACCCUUACCCUAACCUCAAAACUAAUCGCUAUAACUAACUGAUGACGUAGUCUGUGAUGCAAAUUCUUCUACCCGAGGAUGUACCCGCAAUUUGAUUGGCUCUCUACUAGCAGGGAUAUAGUUCAUUUCCUGCCUGUAGAAAAAAAAACAAGAUGGCGGCUCAAAAAAUUUUGAACUAGAAAACAGCAAGUUAUGUACUGUUUAUUGCAUUAAACGAGAUAAAAACCGAAUGAAAACACCCCCAGCAAUUGUUUACAGCUUAGCGAAUAAAUUUUAAUAUUUACACUAGUUAAAAAAAUGUAUUUUUUUAAAAAAUAAGCCGAAAGAGCGAAGAUAGGCUAUAAAAACAUGAACAGAAUAUAAUUUCUUGGAAGAAAUUUAAACUGAACUGAAAACAAGGUCAAUUUAUAGAUGUGAAAUCAACAACUAUUUGUUUUGUUUAAAAAGCCUUAAAUAUAUAAAAAAUUCAGGUUUUCAGCAACGUUUGAAGUAUUAUUUAAAGAAAUAGCAGCAGUGCAUGUUUUGUCAGGUUUAGGGCUAGUUGUGUGGAUUGCUAAAUCAAAUAUUAUUGCCACAUAUAUGAGUCUGUGAAUGCAGGACCUAGAGUUAUACAGGGGUAGGUUGCAGAAAAAUUUGUUACCUUGCAGCUUGAGAAUUUGAAGGAAACCAAAUACGUAUGUUGCACAAAAAAAACAUGAACAGAAUAUAAUUUUUUGCGCCUUUUGGAAGAAAUUAAACUGCAUGAACUGAAAACAAGGUCAGUUUAUAGAUGUGAAAUCAACAACUACUUGUUUUGAUUCUUGCUUGGUUCAACAACUAUCAGCUCAUAUACGACUCGAGUAUUUGUAUUUGUAUUGGAGUAAAAGCCAUGCAUGCCAUUGGCAUUGCUGCUUCAAAAAGUAAACCAUGCCUGAAGAUGUAAGCGCACCCUUUUAAAGUCUCUAAGUUUCUAAGAAAAUAUUAAGGUCGAUCCUAAUCUAUUUUUAAUUAAAGGCUGCAUUUCAAGAUCCAGAUGUUCAAGGCAUCUAUCUAAUUACUGAUGGAAAACCCGUAAGUACACGUUUAUUAUACUUAUUUAUUAUACACUAACUUUAUACUCAUUUUGGACGAUAUUGCGAACGUGAUCUACAGGUUUUAAGUUAGCCUGCGUGGCAGGCUGUUUUUUUACGGGCAGCGAAAAUUAGGGAGGCUAGUUUUAAGUCGAUUAUAGACGAGCGAAAUUUUUAUGACAAGUUUUGCUUGCUUGUCGCUAUAGGCAAUUUGCCAAUUUUUACUAUGACAAGUACACACUUGUUCAAAAGCUAGUAUCCAAGCUUUUGAACAAGAGUAUUUGUCAUACAGUAGAAAAAAUUGGCAAAGUAUAAAUUGUGUCAAUUGUGUUCGCCUGUGGAGGUCAACAAAGAAAAUUUGGCAAAGGAAUCUGAGCACUAGCAUGCGCGGUUGGUCAGCAAUCUAUAGUUGUAUUAGUUUAUUAUAGCUAUCUUGGCGCUCAGAAAACCAAAAACUUGUCAUAGAAAAUAUGUUGUACGUACACGUGUACACAUGCAAUUGACAAAGAGUUCAGUAAAUCAUAGAGAUGCGCCUGUAUUCUAAGAGCUCACUCAAACUCACACUCAAUGAGUGGAGGUUCAAUCUGAGCUUCCCUUGAGUGUCAAUGCUGUUUUUGAAUAGCUAGAGGGUGAGUAGUCACAUAGCACAGUACUGCACUAACCCUCUACCUAUUCAAAAACAGCAUUGACAUUCAAGGGAAGCUCAGAUUGAACCUCCACUCAUUGAGUGUGAGUGAGCUUUUAGAAUACAGGCGUAAGUGACCUUACUAUGUGACUACUCACCCUCCAGCUAUUCAAAAACAGCAUUGACACUCAAGGGAAGCUCAGAUUGAACCUCCACUCAUUGAGUGUGAGUGAGCUUUUAGAAUACAGGCGUAAGUGACCUUACUAUGUGACUAUUGAACCUCCACUCACUGAGUGUGAGUGUGCUUUUAGAAUACAGGCGUAAGUGACCUUACUAUGAGACUACUCACCCUCCAGCUAUUCAAAACAGCAUUGACACUCAAGGGAAGCUCAGAUUGAACCUCCACUCAUUGAGUGUGAGUGAGCUUUUAGAAUACAGACGUUAGUGUAUCAAGAUAUGAUGGUCUGGAAACAAGACAAAAGUGUUUGUUAUAUAUUUUUGUCUGAGUUUAUGUUAAUUUUUGCACGGUCACGGUGAUUAAGCUGUAGAUGGCAGCCACGAUGAAUAAUAUUUAUUGAAGUUGAGACAAAGGAUUUGUGCACGGUGUGGUUACAGUUCGACAUCAAACCUUUAGUCUUCUAUUUUGUGGCUUUGCAGUUUGCCGGGAUUCCAAACCAUAAACUUAAAAAUGGCGACUCAUCAGCAAGAUUUUUGUAUCAGAUAUACCAGUUCCUUUCACGGUCACAAUUCGCUUAUUUUUUCUACUUGAAUUGUUUAUAUUAUAUAAUAUUAUAGGGUGCUAGAGGCCUUCUAUAAUAUAGCCUCUCGUAUAAUUUCCCAAAGAAGGAGGUACGCCAAUAUUACGCUCUGGUAUACUUUUUCGUUUUCAAUCAAGUACCACGCAUAAUUUGUUGGAAAAUCACGUGAAAUUUCCAUGCCCAAUACAUUCAAAAGCAUACUUAUAACAGGGUUUGCAGCGGUCUUUGAAAUUCUUGAAAGUCUUCCAGUUUGAAUGCAGGUCUUUAUAAAGGUCUUUGAGACUUUGAAAGGUCUUUGAAUUAUGUGAAAAAGCGAAGAGAAUAAUAAGCUAAUAAAAUAAAUUAAUUGAAGAGCAAGAAUUUCACAAAUAUCGACGAAAAGGCGCAUUUUAGGAUGUGAUUUGGCGGGACUAAUUACCCGGGUGAAAAUGGUGCUUACACUCACAAUUUUUCGACAGCUGAUUGCUCUCAAAGGUCUUUGAAAGUCAGAAAAAAUCUUUGAAAGUCUUUGAAUUUUUUUGGUCUUGGAGACUAUACGAACCCUGCUUAAGUAGGCAUAUGUGUAAGUCUGAUAGAAACAUGACUAGACUCGUAGUUUCAGGUCACUGAAUGAAUAUCUGUUCAAAACUAUACUUUAUGUACUUUAUUUUGAAGACUAAGUACAAUCUGAGUCUUAAAUUUGUGCCAGCUUAAUAAUCAUUGGUGUACAAGCAGGUGGAAAUUAUAUAUGCCUCAUAUUGCAUAUAGGAAAUACGAAUAAUAUCAAGCACGAACGAGACAUAAAGUCCCAUGCAAGGUGUUUACCAUUCUAAAACUAUCAAAACAAUAAAAUAGAACACAAUACAAUACAAAACAGCACAAACAUCAACACACACACACACACACAAGCAUGCAGAGUUGUUCUGUCAUGAAAUUGACGUCAUGACCUUUGGUCAUAUGACUUCGCAUUUCCACGUAUUUUCAGUAGGCAGCCCAAAAAUGCGCGGUAUUUGUCUCUUAUGUAGUCGCCCGGCUUGGAAAAGUUUUGA